UCAAGUUAAUUUGUGCAAAGUUAACAUAACAUAACAACCAUUCCCUGAACUAACCUUCACGUCACUUCUUCCAAGUCCCAUAAAGCAACCACCAACAUCUUUCUUCCCUUCCCUACCUUUCAUUCCUCUCCUCAUUAUUCUUUUCUUUUAACAAACAAGACCAUGGAAAUGAGAUUGGGACUCUUGUUUCUGGUUGUAUUGGGUGCUGCCUGGGCUUGUGAUGCAAAAGAACUGGCAAACCCUUUUCAUUGGAGCAUUAAUAGAGUAAACUCUGGCUCUUCAGGACUAAACAAAAUACCAGAUGUUUGUGAACUUUGUGAGGAAUAUACUUCCAAGGCACUUGAUUAUAUAAAGGAAGACAAGACCCAGAAUGAGAUUAUUGGUAUUCUUCACAAUACUUGCAACCAGCUUCGCUCAUUUGAGCAAAAGUGCAUUGCUUUGGUGGACUAUUAUGCUCCUCUUUUCUUCUUAGAAAUAGCUGCAGUUCAGCCUGGAGAUUUCUGCAACAAGGUCAACCUCUGUCAGAACAUUGCAAGUACUUCCUUACAAGUUCAAGAAAACAGCUGCGAGUUUUGCAAAGAUACUGUUUCAGCACUAUUGUUAAAGUUAAAAGAUCCUGGCACUAAGCUCGAGAUAAUUGAGACACUACUGAAGGUGUGCAGUUCUGUUGAUAAGUACGCCAGUAAGUGCAAGAAGUUGGUUUUCGAGUAUGGGCCCUUUGUUUUUGACAAUGCAGAGAAAUUCCUGGAGAAGACUAAUAUAUGCACUGCAUUGCAUGCCUGCGAGUCGUCUUCACUCUUCAGCAGUAUUUAGCCAAAGAGCCUUUCUUUCUGACUCUUAAUUAUGGAAACAAAACUUUAACCAGAUUCAUGGUGCACCUGAAUCUGAAUGUAAUUUUUUCUAAACUAUCAUCUAUAGAUGUAUUGGUAUAUCCUCAAAAAAGUUACUUCCUAAAUAAUGGUUGUAAUAGUCAACCUUGUUUAGUAGAUUGGAUUUUUAUACACACUGUUCAUCAAGAGUAAAAAUGUAAAUGCUUUAUCUAUGUAUUUAUGCUGUACAA
Lotus japonicus is the source of this 1060-nucleotide messenger RNA. RefSeq lists its product as uncharacterized. Lineage: Eukaryota; Viridiplantae; Streptophyta; Magnoliopsida; Fabales; Fabaceae. The record is from RefSeq and is a predicted model, not a curated record. The coding region runs from base 163 to 813 and encodes 216 amino acids. The transcript is spliced from 6 exons. Gene Ontology annotation, biological process: lipid metabolic process.